AUGGUGAAAUCUUCGAAAAAAUCUGUCAAACCUAAAUCACGUUCAAAAAUGACACGUGAAAAGAAAAAGCAAGCAAAUUUUGGUAAAAUUUCUAAACAAGAAAAAAAAUUUCAUCAAAAAGUUAAAUUUAAUAUACCAUUAAAAAAGAAUUCUUCAAUUUAUCAAAAAAAUAAACCACAACCAAAAAACCAACAAAAAAUCUCAUCAAUGGAAACUGAUAUUAACGAAGAUGAAGAUGAUGAUAGUCUUAUUUUACCAUUAGAUAUGCUUUCGGAUGAAGAAAAUGAACAAAUCAAUAUUCAAACAGAUGAUGAAGCUGAUAAUGAGUAUGUUGAAUCAUACGAACGUUUACCACGUUCAUCAUUUAAUAAUGCAAACCAACAACGACCAUUAUUACCAAUUAAAACAGAUCGUGGACAAUUAAUUGCUCAAUCAACACCCAUAGUUGAACAAGAAACCCAAGAUGAUGAAGACGAGCAAGAAGAAGAAGAAGAGCCUACAUCAGCUCUUUCUUCUCCUCCAACACCAUCAAAACCUGUUUCUGUUGUUGAAUUAAUAGCUGAACGUGAUAAAAAAUUAAAUGAAACCAAGCAAACAAUUGUUACAUUAUGUGACUUAAUUAUGAAAAGUCCUUAUGAAGAAGUAUCAAAUUUAAAACAAUUACGUCUAUUACUUAAUCUUGGUGAUCCAUUAAUAUCAAUGACAAUAAGAAAAUUAACAAUGCUUUCGUUAGUCGAAUUAUUUCGUGAUAUUGUACCUAGUUAUCGUAUACGUUCAUUAAAAGAACAAACUAAAGAUGAAAAUGAAGAAAUUAAAAAUAUGAAAAAUAAAAAACAAACAAAUAGAGAAACUUUAUCUAAAGAUGUUAAAAUGAUUCGACAUUUUGAACAAACUUUACUUAAACAUUAUCAAUAUUUUCUUCAUUUUCUUGAACAAUGCGCUAAAAAAAGUCUUCCAGAUAAUCAUCUAACAAAAAACAAACAUAAACAAAUUAAAACAAUCGAACCAUCAAAACUUAAUCUUGGACAUUUAGCUAUUCAAUGUUUAUGCAAAUUAUUAACUUAUUUAUAUCAUUUCAAUUUUCGAACUAAUUUACUUAAUGUUAUCGUGCAAUUUAUGGCUAGUAGUGAUUUGACUGUACAACAACAAUGUUGUAAUUGUAUUGCGGAUCUUCUUCAUAAUGAUCAUACAGGUGAAUUAUCUCUUGAAGUUGUUCGUUUUGUAACACGUUUAUUAAAAACUCGUUCCUAUGCUGUUGAACCAUGUGUACUCAAUGUAUUUCUUUCACUUAAUAUUCGUGAAAUAUCUCCAAUAGAAGAAAAAAAGCUUGAAAAAGCAUCAAAGCCAGAUUAUCGUUCACAAAAAUUAUCACGUCGUGAUCGUCGACAACAUAAAGAAAAACAAGAAUUAAAUAAAUUACUUGAAAAUAAAACUUUAGCUAAUCGUCAAGAACACCGUUUAAAAUUAAAUCGUCAAAUAAUUGAAUUAAUUUUUUUAAAUUAUUUUCGUUUAUUAAAACGUCGUCUUAAUUUACGUUUAAUGCCAAGUGUAUGUGAAGGUUUAGCUAAAUUUGCUAAUUUAAUUAAUAUUGAAUAUAUGGAUGAUUUAAUAACAUGUUUUUAUGAUGAAUUAUCGUCUGAACAAACUGGUUUAAAUCAACGUGCUAAAUUUCAUUGUUUAAUAACAGUGUUUUCAAUAUUAAAUCGUCAGCAAGUAUUAAUACAUAUUGAUCCACAAAGAUUUUAUGCUUUAUUUUAUUCAUUACUUUUACCAUGUCCAUCCGAUAUGGAUAUUGAUCUUGUUAUUAAACUUAUACAAUUAAUGUUAAUUGAUCGUUAUAAACAAUUAUCAAAAAAUAAAUUACUUGCUUUUAUAAAACGUUUAUUAACAAUGAUAUUACAUUUACAAUUAAAUAAAUCGAUUAGUGCAGUUUUAGUUAUGAUUAAAGCAUUAUUAACAAUUUCAACAUUAGUAACUGAACAAUUAUUUGAUAAUGAAUUUUCGGGUUCAGGAAUAAAAUAUCUUUGGGAAUUAAAUGAUCCGGAAUAUUGUCAUGCACAAAAUGCAACAUUGUAUGAAUUAAGUUUAUUAAGAACAUCAUCGGAUAAACAUGUUCAACAACAAUGUGCAGAAAUUUUAAGUGGAAAAUUUCAAUCGGAUACACAUGUUUUACGAUCAUGUCAAGAAAAUGCUUUCGCAUAUCUUCAAUUGACUGAUAACAAUCAACAGUCAGAAAAAUAA
Molecule: messenger RNA, 2241 nt
Organism: Rotaria sp. Silwood2
Lineage: Eukaryota; Metazoa; Rotifera; Eurotatoria; Philodinida; Philodinidae
Source: the annotation of a GenBank genome assembly